GCGCCUGCGCAUUCCUGGCAACUCCUCCCAGACCGGACAUAACGGUCCGCGCGCGGCUCCUCGAACCGGAAGUGGAGGCGAACUGUCGUGGGGCGCGCCGGGGCUUGCUCAACGCCCGGCAGUCUCUGCCGUCGCCGCCACCGCCCUCGGCAGCUGCUGAGGCCUCCCGCGGCCGCCAUGUCCGCCAGCGCCGUCUACGUGCUGGACUUGAAGGGCAAGGUGCUUAUCUGCCGGAACUACCGCGGUGACGUGGACAUGUCAGAGGUGGAGCACUUCAUGCCCAUCCUGAUGGAGAAGGAGGAGGAGGGGAUGUUAUCACCCAUCUUGGCCCAUGGAGGGGUCCGCUUCAUGUGGAUCAAGCACAACAAUCUUUAUUUGGUCGCCACUUCCAAGAAGAACGCAUGUGUGUCACUGGUGUUCUCCUUCCUCUAUAAGGUGGUGCAGGUAUUUUCCGAAUACUUCAAGGAGCUGGAGGAAGAGAGCAUCAGAGACAACUUUGUCAUCAUCUAUGAGCUGUUGGAUGAGCUCAUGGACUUUGGCUACCCCCAGACCACUGACAGCAAGAUCCUACAGGAAUAUAUCACUCAGGAAGGCCACAAGCUGGAAACAGGGGCUCCACGGCCCCCAGCCACUGUUACUAAUGCAGUAUCCUGGCGAUCCGAAGGCAUCAAGUAUCGGAAGAAUGAGGUGUUUUUGGACGUCAUUGAGUCUGUCAACCUCUUGGUCAGUGCCAAUGGCAACGUCCUGCGCAGUGAGAUCGUGGGCUCCAUCAAGAUGCGUGUCUUCCUCUCAGGCAUGCCUGAGCUGCGCCUGGGCCUCAAUGACAAGGUUCUCUUCGACAACACGGGCCGUGGCAAAAGCAAGUCUGUGGAGUUGGAGGAUGUGAAAUUCCACCAGUGCGUGCGUCUGUCGCGCUUUGAGAACGACCGCACCAUCUCCUUCAUCCCACCCGACGGCGAAUUUGAGCUCAUGUCCUAUCGUCUCAACACCCAUGUCAAGCCCUUGAUAUGGAUCGAGUCAGUGAUUGAGAAGCAUUCUCACAGUCGCAUUGAGUACAUGAUCAAGGCCAAGAGCCAGUUCAAGCGGCGCUCAACAGCCAACAAUGUGGAAAUCCACAUCCCUGUGCCCAACGACGCUGACUCGCCCAAGUUUAAGACAACAGUGGGAAGUGUCAAGUGGGUCCCUGAGAACAGCGAGAUUGUGUGGUCCAUCAAGUCAUUCCCGGGUGGCAAGGAGUAUCUGAUGCGGGCCCACUUUGGCCUGCCCAGCGUGGAGGCUGAGGACAAGGAGGGAAAGCCUCCAAUCAGUGUCAAGUUUGAGAUCCCCUACUUCACUACCUCCGGCAUCCAGGUGCGUUACCUGAAGAUCAUUGAGAAGAGCGGCUACCAGGCCCUUCCCUGGGUCCGUUACAUCACUCAGAACGGAGAUUACCAGCUCCGGACCCAGUGACGGCCCACUGCAGCCAACAAGCUCCUGGUCAAUGCACCAGGGGACAUACCUGCCAAGCCCACUGGACGGAGAUGGCAUACUCCCUGGACGCUGGCCAUCCUCCCGGCCUCCACCCAGGGACCCUUUCCUUCUCCAGGCUACCUGCCCUGCUGUUGACAGUCUUCUCAGAAGUCCCUUUUCCUGGAAGAGGCUCACCUUAGAGAAGUCUCGUCUCUGCCCUGAAAUCAGUUUGAGGGGAAGGAAAUGAAAUCUUUUCCCCUCUACACAUAAAAUACAGCCUUUUGUGCUGUUGAGUUCCAGGUACCAAACAGCUUGGUUAGCACUUGCCGGACCGCCAGCCGCAGGCGGCAUCUUGCCACUGAGGGGAAGCACCAGCCUCACCAGGCCAGCAGGGGCUUCAUUUUAUUGCCAUUUUGUUGAACUUUAUAGGCUUAUGGGAGAUCUCAGAACUUGUCUUUGUUCAUUUGUUGUUUGUGUUACCCUCAGUGUCCCUGUGUCCCCCCACAUCCUAAGGCACUCAGGCAGCACUUGGUGAGGGCAAACCCUCACCCUCCUUGUUCCCUUUGCAGCAGGGCCCACAGCAGAGCCUGUUUACAUGUUGGAGUCAGCGCCAAGCGCUCUUAUUGGCUGCUUCUUGGAGGGCCCUGACCUGACUCAGCGCCUUCCCAGGGCCAGCCUGGGCCAUGAGAUGCUGUCACUCAGCCAGAUCAGUAUUUCCCCAUCAGGGGAGAUGGGAUCCAGUGAGGAGUACCAGCCUCAGCCUUCCUCCAGCCAAGGGUCCAGAGGGUGGGGGACAUGUGUCAUCCACCCUCCCCACCCUUUGUGUGUUUAUGACAUAGUUACAUUAAAUUUCAUUCAUUAAAUAUGC
Messenger RNA from Otolemur garnettii (small-eared galago), 2317 nucleotides. It is a transcript of the gene AP1M1, whose product is annotated as adaptor related protein complex 1 mu 1 subunit. Bases 178 to 1449 code for a protein of 423 amino acids. Gene Ontology annotation, molecular function: clathrin-cargo adaptor activity. The record is from RefSeq and is a predicted model, not a curated record. NCBI's taxonomy places the organism in Eukaryota, Metazoa, Chordata, Mammalia, Primates, Galagidae. Gene Ontology annotation, biological process: vesicle-mediated transport; intracellular protein transport. Gene Ontology annotation, cellular component: clathrin-coated vesicle; clathrin adaptor complex. The transcript is spliced from 12 exons.